Messenger RNA from Cooperia oncophora, 183 nucleotides. Lineage: Eukaryota; Metazoa; Nematoda; Chromadorea; Rhabditida; Trichostrongylidae. The record is from the annotation of a GenBank genome assembly.
AUGAAAGAUGUGUGUUACGUUGAGCAGGACAGCGAGGGUCAGCCCUGUCAGCGGAAACUAACGAUAUUCAUUCCAUCGGAUUACAUCACGAGCGCCAAACAACCGUCGAAGACGUUCAACCUGGGAGUUCUGCAGCUGGCUGGAAAAUUCGAAGGAGAAGAGAGGGACUGCUUACACGCCUAG